UUGGACUCGAGAGUGACUGAUUAUCAGUCACCGUCCCCCUUCUCCGCCUUUUCCUCUCUCUCUCUCUACCCCAUUGACAUUAGAAUAUUAGAUACAUUUCCAAGAGUCAAAAGAGGUAACAUGGCCAGCAAUGGAGGAUAUGGCGAUGCGAAAAUAGACUACGUGUUCAAGGUGGUGUUGAUCGGCGACUCGGCGGUCGGCAAGUCUCAGAUUCUGUCACGUUUCGCCCGUGAUGAGUUCAGCCUUGACUCCAAAUCCACCAUCGGCGUCGAGUUCCAGACGCGCACCAUGCUCAUACAACACAAGUCCGUCAAAGCUCAGAUCUGGGACACUGCUGGACAAGAAAGAUACAGAGCCGUGACAAGUGCCUACUACAGGGGAGCUGUGGGAGCAAUGUUAGUCUACGACAUCACCAAACGCGAGACUUUUGAGCACAUCCCCCGUUGGCUGGAAGAGUUGCGAUCUCACGCGGACAAGAACAUCGUAAUCAUCCUAAUUGGGAACAAAUCCGAUCUUGAAGACCAGAGAGCUGUCCCCACUGAGGAUGCCAAGGAAUUCGCUCAGAAUGAAGGUCUCUUCUUCCUUGAAACCUCGGCUCUGGCAGCAACCAAUGUUGAGGAGGCAUUCAUGACAUUGUUGACCGAGAUUUUCAACACCUUGAACAAGAAGAAUCUAGAAGCUGGUGAGGAUCGAGAUUUGCAACAUCCUGUGUCUUUGUCUGGCAAGAAGAUUGUUGUUCCUGGGCCUGGACAGGUGAUCCCGGAAAAGAAAGGGAUGUGUUGUGGGUUGUGAGUUUGGCUCGUCUGAGGUGUUUGUGUUUAGUGUUUCUUGUUUUGGAGUGGGUUUGAGUAGUAUUCGGUUGUAAAUUUAAGAACAGCGUUAAGAGAUUUUGAUGAAGAGUAUGAUUGAUUUGUUUUUUUUUUUU
Striga asiatica is the source of this 925-nucleotide messenger RNA. The record is from the annotation of a GenBank genome assembly. NCBI's taxonomy places the organism in Eukaryota, Viridiplantae, Streptophyta, Magnoliopsida, Lamiales, Orobanchaceae.